Messenger RNA from Tribolium madens (black flour beetle), 2798 nucleotides. Its product is annotated as myosin-J heavy chain-like. Bases 311 to 1969 code for a protein of 552 amino acids. NCBI's taxonomy places the organism in Eukaryota, Metazoa, Arthropoda, Insecta, Coleoptera, Tenebrionidae. The record is from RefSeq and is a predicted model, not a curated record. The transcript has 4 exons.
AGUGAAGGGUCGACUUUGGGAAAGUUAUUGGUUGGUGAUGGUGCGAAGUCGCGAUUACGUAAUCUAUUACUUAAAAUUUCUUGGACCCUUUGAUAUUCAUCUAACAACAUGAGUUUGCAAAAACUGUCUGCAUUUGUUAAAAAAAUAAAUAAAAUUAAAUUAAAUUAAAAAACAGUGGCAACGGUGGCAACAUUGCAUUUAAUCAUGUGCAUGCUGCGCGCGCAUUUUCAAAUAUUUAAAAGGUUGGCGACAGUGAUGCUUAAAAAUACCAAGUUGGCGAUGAUUUUUCAGAAAAAAUUCUUAAAAUAAAAUGGAUAUUUUAAAAACGACUUUGGAAGUAAUUGAAAAUACGAAUGUUUCGCGGGAAAACUUGAGCUCAAAAAAAUUCGAUUUGAAACAAUGCCAAGAAUACAUAAAUCAGCUGAAAGAAAACUUGGAAGAAACGCAGACAUUAAACACACAAAACUUGGAAAUAUUAGAAAUUAACAACUUGACCAAAAAUGCUUUUAAUGAAAAUUGUAAAUUAGUUAAGAAGCUUUUUGGGAAAGUCUACGAUUAUACGCAGCAAAUCCAGGAGAAAUUGAAUACGAUUUUGCAAGAAGAAAAUGCAUUAAAUGAGUCUUUUAAUGACAAUACAGAACGUAUGAAAAGAUUAGAAAACAAAUUUAUCAAUGAAACAAAACUCUUGGUUAUUUUGGAGAAAGAUGAUGGCGAGAAAGUGGCAAAAAAAACUUUUGAGAUAGAAAGCGCAAUCAACAACAUAAAAACGGAACAAAACCAUUAUGAAGAGUUGUGGAAAAAUGUUAUGGAUGAAUUUGAAAUUAAGCAAAAGAUGCUUGAAACAAUUAAAUUGGAAACAGAGGUACUGCAAGAUAAAAUAGACACGGAAAAUCAACAGUUAGAAAAGCUGACUCAAGAAUAUAGAAAGAAAAACUUGAAUCUAUUUGAAGAAAUAAAAAACGAAAUAAAAAAGGAUAAAACGUUUGAAUUGGAGACAGAAGAAGUACUACUUUUGUCGCACAAGUGUAAAGAAAUAUUUAAAAGCAAAGAAAAAUUUAUACAAAAACAAUUCGAAAUACGCAAGACUUUAGAACUGUUGGACAAAAAAUGUGCAAACAUAGAAGUACGUUUAAGUGCAACUGAAGCAGAAAAUAAUAAACGAAUUAAACUUUUACAUUUGGAAAUUGAAUCAAAAAAUAAAACCAUAAGUGACAAAGAAAUUGAACUUUCGUCUUGUGAAGAGAAAGCAAAACAAUCAAAUGACGAACUGGAACAAAUCACAUUAAAAAUUUCUUCACUUGAGGACGAGUUGCGUUCACUUUCAAGUUAUGCUCACGAGAACGAGAAAAAAAUUGUUAAAAAAGUAAAUGAUGUGUCCGUUUCACAAGAGUAUGAUAGUUUAACAAAGAAGUCAAAGGAGUUACUAGAAUUGUUAUCAAAGUGCGAAGAGGAAAUUCAUGAAAAAAAGAAUGAGCUUAAUACAAUAAGGACGAUUCCCAGUUUGGAAUUAUCGGAAAUCAACAGAAAAAUUCAGCAGGUGGAGUUAAAAUCUGCGGAAACCGUUCAACUAGAGAUUAAGGAAAUCGAAGAAAUAGAAUUUCGUAACAAAAAUUUCCAAGAAGCUGCCGACAGCCAUGAAACUGCUUUAAAAGAGUUUGAAAUUAAAAUGAUUCAAUUAAAUGUUAAAAAUGAACAAAUAAACCAAGAGAUGAAAAACCUGAUCUUACAAUGUGACAAUAUUGAGAAAGAAAUUCAGCGGCUUGAAGCUUCAAAACAAAAAGGUAUCAAAAUAACUCCUACACCUGCUCCUAAACGUUUAACACCCAAACGAGCAAGGAAUCCACCAAAACGUAAACGUCAAAAAUCUUUUGAUCUUGAAAGUAACAGCAGCAUUGAGGGCGAAAAGUUGAAUUAUGCAGAAUUCAUGGCCAAGAAAAAAAUAGGCCAAGAAAAAAAGCAAAAGUGGUAAAAAAGAAAAAGUUUAUUAAAAACAUUAUUUCUUUGUUCAAUACUUAUAAAAAACAAAAUGUUAAUUUUAGUUUUAGAAUUUAGUUAAUAACUGCAGUUUUUGUGAUAUUUUUUAUCACGUGAUUACAACGUUCACAUAAUUCAUUUUCGCACUCAGAUUGCACUCGCCUACAUCGUGCACAUGGAAAUCGUUGACUUUUAGACAAUUCGAGUUUAUAAUCACUUCUUAUGUCAGCUUUAUUCAGUUCGACUUCAGAUACUUGAAGAAUGUUUUCUAAUUCAUUUUGAAUAUUACCAAUUGUUGUAGUUUCCUGGAAAAAAUAAAUUAUUUGAGAAAAUUUGACAUGAUAUUCUUACUACGAUAAGUUUUUCAAUUUUUUUGGAAAGACCGAUUUUAACAACUGUGUUUUGUGUACCCGCACCAAUUUCUUUAUUAAUAUCUUUUUUUAUGUUUAGAACCACUUCCAUCACUUUGUCUACAGUGUCAUUUUUCCAGUAAGUCUCUGCUUUACUGUGAGUAGAAGUGAAAAAUGUUUUCCCAUUUUUCUGAGGUAAGUGUAAGAACAUUUCUUCAACAAGAUGCGGCACGAUUGGGCCGAUCGCUUGUGUCACAAUUUCAAAAAUUUGUAACAAAACAAAUUGAGAAGAUUUUCGUGAAAUACUAUCAAUGGGGUCGCAAUAUAGGCGAUCCUUAAUUCCAUUGUAAUAAAGAGCUGAUACUGGAUUGGUUAAUAGAUUUAUAACAGACUUGCAAAUUUGUUGAAAUCUAUAAUCCUUAAUUGCUUCCACUGUCUACAAAAAAAUAGUAAUGUUUACUCUACUCUGUAUUU